CGACUCGUGCGACGUAUAUACUCGUUUGGAGAAUCUUCUCCCCCUCCACGAGGUCCGCGCCGCCAGGCCAGAAGCGCGUCGCGUAACCGAGUGGAGAGUCGAUCUCAGGACACCGACACGAGUACGUUUCCUCGCCAGUUUCGCUCCGCAGGCUCCACACCACUGGUGCACUCCUGCGCGACACCCGAUUGCACUUGGUUCGCUGCACACGCUCUCUCGUCGCGCACUCGCCUCCACGCACAUAUUCGUUUACCACGCAACGACUAUCCCCGAGGACUGUCAGCUUUCUUUCCACUCUCUCUUCAUCCUCGAGGGAUCAGCUGUUCGCCCAGCUGCACCAUUUUUCUCGUUGGCACACGUAGAGAGAAGCUAGCUUCAAAAUGAGGGAGAUCGUACAUCUGCAGGCUGGACAAUGCGGAAACCAGAUUGGUGCAAAGUUCUGGGAAGUGAUCUCCGAGGAGCACGGCAUCGACCAAUCGGGCAUUUAUCAUGGAGAUAGCGAUCUGCAAUUGGAGCGAAUUUCCGUCUACUAUAACGAGGCUUCUGUCGCGACCUCGACCAACGGAGGAAAGUACGUGCCCAGAGCCAUCCUUCUGGACUUGGAGCCAGGGACGAUGGACGCCGUACGAUCGGGCGCCUACGGGAAACUGUUCCGCCCGGACAAUUUCGUGUUCGGCCAAUCCGGGGCCGGGAACAACUGGGCAAAGGGGCAUUACACGGAGGGCGCGGAGCUGGUCGACUCGGUGCUGGACGUGGUGAGAAAGGAGUGCGAGAACUGCGACUGCCUGCAAGGCUUCCAACUGACCCACUCCCUCGGCGGGGGCACCGGGUCAGGGAUGGGGACGCUGCUCAUCUCCAAGAUCCGGGAGGAGUAUCCGGAUCGGAUAAUGAACACGUACUCGGUGAUGCCCUCGCCCAAAGUGUCGGACACGGUGGUCGAGCCCUACAACGCCACCCUGUCCGUCCACCAAUUGGUCGAGAACACGGACGAGACGUACUGCAUCGACAACGAGGCCCUCUACGACAUCUGCUUCCGCACGCUGAAGGUGUCGAAUCCUAGCUACGGGGACUUGAACCACUUGGUCUCGCUCACCAUGUCGGGAGUGACCACUUGCCUCAGGUUUCCCGGCCAGUUGAACGCCGAUCUGAGGAAGCUGGCCGUCAACAUGGUCCCGUUCCCUCGUCUCCACUUCUUCAUGCCAGGAUUCGCUCCCCUAACGUCCAGAUCUAUGCAACAGUACUCGGCCCUCUCCGUUCCCGAGCUCACCCAGCAGAUGUUCGACGCGAAGAACAUGAUGGCCGCCUGCGAUCCGAGGCACGGCCGUUAUCUAACCGUGGCCGCGGUGUUCCGCGGCCGGAUGUCGAUGAAGGAGGUCGACGAGCAAAUGCUGAGCGUGCAGAACAAGAACAGCUCGUACUUCGUCGAGUGGAUCCCGAACAACGUGAAGACGGCCGUGUGCGACAUCCCGCCCAAGGGUUUGAAGAUGUCCUCGACCUUUAUCGGCAACACGACCGCCAUCCAAGAGUUGUUCAAGAGAAUUUCCGAACAGUUCACCGCCAUGUUCCGAAGGAAAGCGUUCCUUCACUGGUACACGGGCGAGGGUAUGGACGAGAUGGAGUUCACCGAGGCCGAGUCGAACAUGAACGACCUCGUCUCCGAGUAUCAGCAGUAUCAGGAGGCAACCGCCGAAGAGGAUUUCGAGGCCGAGGAAUGCGCCGACGACUUCGAGACCUGCGACCAGGAGUGAG
Messenger RNA from Apis florea (little honeybee), 1749 nucleotides. RefSeq names its product tubulin beta-3 chain. The record is from RefSeq and is a predicted model, not a curated record. Gene Ontology annotation, molecular function: GTP binding; structural constituent of cytoskeleton; GTPase activity. Gene Ontology annotation, biological process: microtubule-based process. Lineage: Eukaryota; Metazoa; Arthropoda; Insecta; Hymenoptera; Apidae. Gene Ontology annotation, cellular component: microtubule.